Molecule: messenger RNA, 2534 nt
Organism: Aspergillus ibericus CBS 121593
Lineage: Eukaryota; Fungi; Ascomycota; Eurotiomycetes; Eurotiales; Aspergillaceae
Gene: rfeF
Product: putative transcription factor RfeF
Exons: 6
Coding region: 450-2078 (542 amino acids)
Source: RefSeq, a predicted model, not a curated record
UUGCCAUAUGGUACCGAUCGAAAUUGUGGCUGAGCUGUUGAGGACGUGGGAAGUAGCUUCGUGUAUUCUCGGUACCGUGGAAGACGCCGUUCUUGUAGGAUUUUCCAUCUCGUAUGUCGGCAUCAUCCCACGAAGACUGAGUGGCUGAGGACAUACAUGGCUUUGCCUAUAUAGAGGGGUUGAAGUCGUGUUCGUAUCGGCGUGGGUCCGUGGAGCAGUCAAUCCGCCUGUCGUCAUCCCGUGCUCGACUAGUCCCGGUCGGGGGUCAAGCUGUUUGAUCGAGAUUGAUUGCGCUUUUAUAGUGGCACGACUCCAUAGUUCUUUCCACUCCGCCUCUUCUCUUGACGCCAUCUUCAUCAUCCUCCCCUCCAGCUGACUUGACGGUCACUCUACCCUCACCUCUCAUCCCUGCCAUCCUUGACCACGUUCUACGUCAGCGCCUUCAGACCAUGGGCUUCGCAUCCAAGAUCGCCAACAGCCAGAACCCGCCGCCCAACAUGAGCGCGAACAAGCCGGGCACGUAUGCCGGAGCCCCUCCGACAGGCUACGCCGGCGGUCCUCCUGCGGCACUGCAGCCUGGAGGUGGUGCCGGUGGAUUGCAACAGCAAGCGCAACAGCAACAACAGCAACCGCAGUAUCAGGCUUACCAAGGCUCCCCUGCGCCAUCCGCUGGAUCGGGACCAUCUUACCCUCCUCAGAAUGCCCCCCCUCAAAAUGCUCCUUACCCUUGCGGCCCCGGACGCCCUCCCCAGCAGGGUGCGCCGACUGGAGGACCGGGAGCGCCAUAUGGCGCCCCUGGGGGUGCGCCUCCCGCUCCCCGUGCCACUGAUCAGCAGCUUGGCGCGUACAGACAGCUCUUGAUCGGAACCAUCCAAGAGAAACAAUUGCAAAGAUUUUGGCCCCCGGAGCGGCUCGAUCGAUUGGUUCAGACCCUUGCCAACGAGGCGCCCGCCAAGGUUAACAAACUCAUGAACGAACUCCGUGUGCCUCAAGAAGUGGCUAUGGAUAUUAUGAAGCUGUCUCUGUUCGAUGUCAUUCUUUACGUCGACGACAGUGGCUCUAUUGAGUUUGAGGAACGCGGUGUCAGAAAGGAGCAGCUGAAACAGAUCAUCGAGAUUGUUGCCGCUGCGGCGUCUACGUUCGACGAAGACGGCAUCUCGGUACGGUUCAUGAACAAUGCCGAGCAGGGAGAUGGAAUCCGCAACGCAGAUGAUGUCGGCCGCCUCAUUUCCCGUGUUCGCUUCCAAGGCCUUACUCCCUUGGGUACCAGCCUGCGCAGCAAGGUCAUCGACCCUAUGGUUGUGGGCCCGGCCCGGACAGGUCAACUGCAGAAGCCGGUCCUUGUCAUCACGAUCACCGAUGGACAGCCGGCCGGAGAGCCUCUUGACAGCGUCUCCAGCUCGAUCAGUUACGCCCUGAGCGAGGUGUCUCGGACUCAAUAUGGACAGGGUGCGGUUUCGUUCCAGUUCUCGCAGGUGGGCAAUGACACCAAGGCCCGGGACUUCCUCGCCUCGCUCGACGAAGAUCCGCGCAUCGGAUCGUUGAUCGAUUGCACUUCCAACUUUGAGGUUGAGCAAGACGAAAUGUCUCGCGCUGUACCCCCGGUCUACUUGACUCGGGAGCUCUGGUGUGCGAAAUUGAUGCUCGGUGCCAUUGAUUCCUCAUACGACACUAAGGAUGAAAAGGCUGCUGGCAGAAAUGCUGCAGCUGGGGCUCCCCCUUCUGGGCCUCCUUCCGGGCCUCCUGGGGCUCCUGGGGCUCCCCGGGGCGGCAACCAGUACGGUUCCUAUGACCAGGGCGGAUAUUACAACCAGGGACCUGCGCCUAGCUAUGGCCAGCCUCAGCAAGGAUCGCACGGAUCUGGCGGCUACGGUCAGGGCUACGGUCAGGGAUACGGCCAAGCCCCAUACCCCCCUCAGGGUCAAGGUCAAGCGCCAGCCCCUGGUUAUGGACAGUCCUACGGUGGCUAUGGCGCUGCCUCCCCUCAUCCCAGCCAGCAGGGUUACGGACAGUCUUCCGCCGGAGCCACGCGGGGUUAUUCUCCCUAUGGAGCUCCCCCUGCGCCACCCAGGUACUAGUCUGAGCAUAGGGGAAAAUUGCGGGACGAAGAGCAGACUGAUGGUUUUAUCGCUGAGGAUUGUUUCCUGCGAUGUUUUCAGCCUAUGUUAGCAGGAACUCAGUCGGGUGGCAGGUUAGGUCCCGGAUAGACUGGGUUACGUGGCGAUUAUCCGUAAAGCCAAAUUGAUGCUACAUUUCCUACUACUGUGUAGUACCUUUCCUGAUAAUAUCGUUGGGUUGUUACUGGCAUUCUGCCAGCGAUGACGUCAGUCUCGGAGCCCCGCAUCCGUGUGCACCAAUCACGCGUUAAGAGGCGCCAACAUCACCUAUCUCUUAGUACUAGAAGGCGUUGCAUGAACUCGAUCGAUUCAAGGCUCAUACCACCCGAUUGGAACUCGAUUCUCCGGUGGAAGCACUUCUACUGAUUACCCAAUUCAUUGAUGUCAACAGACAAUUAACCCGAGAUUAAAAAUGUC